UAUUAAUGACAUCGCACAAUACUGAUCGUCGAGGUAAUACAGAAUUAUCGCCGGAUUACUAUUGACAAAGAAUACAAAACCAUGUUAUCAUUGUUUUAAUGGCAAGGGAAAUCGAAUUGCCAAGCUAGCGGCUGACAUUGAUGCCACAUUGAUGUCAUUCCUAGUACUAAACCAGAAUCCUGCCAGAAAGAGAGGAAGACUUGCCUUGUUCCAGACAGGUAGCUUGUGGCCAAUGCCACAGGCUGUACCUGCCCAGGGAAUUGGACCCUCAGCACGGCCUGAAUAACCUGCAAGUUGACCCCCGACAGACAUCAGUUGGCUUGUAGAGCGAGCGGGAAUGGAUGCGCCUGAGGUGACGGUGGUCAUGUCCGAGUUAAAUGAACAGCUGGUUGAUUUGGUGUGGGGGCGACCAGCCAGCGGGGGAGUUUCAGAUUCCAUUUUCCGCAGAUGGACGCAAGGGUUUGUGUUCAGUGAGAAUGAACACACAGCACUGGAGCAAUUUGAAGGCGGUCCAUGUGCUGUAAUUGUACCUGUGCAGGCUUUCCUAUUGAAGUCCGUUCUCUUUAACCGAGAGACGAUUAACUGGCGGCACAUGCCAGAGGAGGAACAGAAAACAGUCCUGUGUUCCACACUGAGUGAGAUUCUGGAGUCGGCUUGCUCCGGCUCCUCUACAGGGUUCUGCCUGGUGACGUGGGCUAAGGGUCAGAGCCCAGAUACCUUAAAUGCGCAGCCACCGACCGAGACACAAGACGCGGAAGCACAAGACACGGAGACGCUAGAUACGGAAACACAAGAUACAGAAAGACAAGAUGCUGAAAAGGAAGAUACGGAAAUACAGGAAAUAGAAGAUACGGAAAUACAAGAUACAGAAAUACAGGAAAUAGAAGAUACGGAAAUACAGGAAAUACAAGAUACGGAAAUACAGGAAAUACAAGAUACGGAAAUACAGGAAGUACAAGAUUCUGAAAUACAAGAUUCUGAAAUACAAGAAGUACAAGAUACAGAAACACAAGAUGCAGAAAUACAAGAUACCGAACCGCAAAACGCACCAGAACCGGACGGCAGCCAACCACCUGAGGAGCAACAACAACCCACUGCUUUGGCUGCUGAGGACCUUGGCUUUGAGCAGUUUCACAGUGUUCUUCACAAACGAGCUGUCAUGUCCGUGUCUGACCUCAAAGAGGAGGUGCUUUCUCUCUACCACACCUGGAAGGGGUGCUGCGGAGUCUUGCUUUUCCUGUACUCUGUCAUCCUCACAAAGGGUAUCGACAACAUUAAAAAUGAGAUCCAAGACACGACGGAACCCCUCAUAGAUCCAGUGCACGGACAUGGAAGUCAGAGCCUGGUCAACCUCCUCGUGACUGGCCAUGCUGUCUCUAAUGUCUGGGAUGGAGAACGAGAGUGUUCCGGCAUGAAGCUACAUGGUAUUCAUAAACAAGCAUCAGUUGGCUUCCUCACACUCAUGGAGUCACUCCGCUACUGCAAGGUGGGCGCAUUCCUCAAGUCACCCCAGUUCCCUAUUUGGAUCCUUGGCAGCGAAACUCACCUCUCUGUGUUUUUCACAAAGGAGAUGUCCCUGGUCGGUGAAGAGUGUCCAGCGGAGCAGGCAAGGAGGGUCUUCCAGUCAUUUGAUCCCGAAGACAACGGCUUCAUCGCAGACACGCUGCUGGAGGAAGUGAUGAAAGCCCUUGGCCUUGUCUCGGAGCCUGAAUAUGUCCGUCUGGUCAGGCGCAAACUGGAUCCAGAGGGCUUGGGUAUCAUUCUUCUGGGCCCGUUCCUCUUGGAGUUUUUUCCUAAUCAGGAUUCAGGAAUCCCGGACUCAUUUCCCGUGUACCACUACAACGGGCUUAAGCAGUCCAACCACAACGAGAGGGUGGAGUACGUGGAAGGGACCGCUUUGGUGCUAGGGUUUGAAGACCCAAUGGUUCGAACCGACGACACUCCAGUCAAGCGCUGCCUGCAGACCAAGUGGCCAUACAUUGAGCUGCUGUGGACCACCGAGCGCUCACCGUCACUCAACUAGUCUUGUUUGAGCAACCUGCGGACCACUACUGCCUCCAUUUCACAUAAACACACACACACACACUUGCACGCAAUAUCCACUCUAGGAAGCUUACACAGACCGGGACCACAACUACACACAAAACUGAUGAACUCACUUUUCCAAUUAUGCGAUUGUCUGAUCAGCACGGCUUAACCAUUUCCUACACAGUAUCUUUAUGAUAAUGUUGACAUUUUACAAAGAAAAUCAGUGUGUCACGCAAUCACAUGCCGGAGCAUAUGUAGAGCCGGCGUCACAACUCUACGACUGUUUGAAGGACUGGGAAGAAAAAAAAAAAAAAAAAAACUACCAAAGCCUUCCACGUGAGAACACACUCUUUCACUCAAUGCUAAAAGUUUACAAUGUUAGGACCAACACAGCCACAGAAUGUGGAGAGGAAGAGUGCAGACUGAUUUCGGUACCUCAUGCACCUCAUUAGGAAGUUGGCCGAGCAAUCAUGUAUUUAUUAUUAACACGCUGGAAUAAACACGUUUUUUUUUUUUUUUUU
Doryrhamphus excisus (bluestripe pipefish) is the source of this 2549-nucleotide messenger RNA. NCBI's taxonomy places the organism in Eukaryota, Metazoa, Chordata, Actinopteri, Syngnathiformes, Syngnathidae. The record is from RefSeq and is a predicted model, not a curated record.